Culex pipiens pallens (northern house mosquito) is the source of this 784-nucleotide messenger RNA. RefSeq lists its product as uncharacterized. The record is from RefSeq and is a predicted model, not a curated record. The coding region runs from base 207 to 731 and encodes 174 amino acids. The transcript has a single exon. NCBI's taxonomy places the organism in Eukaryota, Metazoa, Arthropoda, Insecta, Diptera, Culicidae.
GUUAUUACGUAUCAAAUAAUUGUAUGGGUCCAGGUUUCUUUUCUUAGAAAUACGAGGCCAUGGAAGUAAGUUCAAGGGCACAAUCAGAAGAAUAAAUUUAAUGAAUAUAAUUACAAUUCCUCCCUACGCGAUACAAAUUUAAUUGACUUUAAAAGUAAGUUCCAUUAAAAGCGAUAACUUGAAACAUUUCCCCUCAAUUUGUCACCAUGCUGUUCACGAAGAAGCGCCCCUUCAACGGGUCAAUGUCGUUCAACGCCAAAGUGCUACGCUUCCUGGGUUACGGCUGGAAUGAUCCCGCGCAGAACGUUCUCCAAGUGAGGCUGUUUCUCCAAAUUGCGAUCUACUUUCUUUGGCUUGAUCCACCGGCACUUGCCUACGGGUGCCGCCACCAGCAAGAUCAGCUGAAGCUGGUCCUCAAGGGGUUUUUCGAGGUGAUGGCCGUAACCGGAAUUACGGUUCGGAUGUGUCUUUUCGCACGAGGCAGCUCGAUUCUGCGCCAGGUCUUCGACGAUGUCCAGCGGGCGUUGGCGAUUGUAGCGGAAGACUGCAGCGGUGAGGCGAGGAAGAUUUUGGAUCACUUGGAGAUGUCUGCGGACAAGUUCGCGAAAGGAUACACGGUGGGGUUCACAUUGCAGUGUCUGCUGUACGGACCGGUGCAGAUUGUUCUGGCUACGGUCAAGUAUUUUCGAACCGGAGAAAUGCCCACCAUUGCCGUUGUACAAGCAGAGUAAUUGUGUUUUGUUUUAGUUUUUUUUAUUUUUAAUGAUUUACUAUUUUCUCAUCU